CGCGGAAUGAAAGGGGACACCGUGAAUGUGCGGCGGAGUGUCCGGGUGAAAACCAAGAACCCACCUCACUGCCUGGAGAUCACGCCACCGUCGUCAGAAAAGCUGGUGUCAGUGAUGCGGCUAAGUGACCUCUCUACAGAGGAUGACGACUCGGGUCACUGUAAAAUGAACCAUUACGAUAAGAAGAUUGACAGUCUAAUGAACGCGGUUGGUUGUCUCAAGUCGGAGGUCAAGAUGCAGAAGGGGGAGCGCCAGAUGGCCAAGCGGUUCCUGGAGGAGCGGAAGGAGGAGCUGGAGGAGGUGGCGCACGAGCUGGCCGAGACGGAGCACGAGAACAACCUGCUGAGGCACAACAUCGAGCGCAUCAAGGAGGAGAAGGACUUCACCGUGCUUCAGAAGAAACACCUGCAACAGGAGAAGGAGUGCCUCAUGUCCAAGCUGGUCGAGGCGGAAAUGGACGGAGCCGCGGCCGCCAAGCAAGUCAUGGCCCUGAAGGACACCAUCGGAAAGCUGAAAACGGAAAAACAGAUGACUUGCACGGACAUCAACACCCUCACGAGGCAAAAGGAGCUUCUGCUGCAGAAGCUGAGCACGUUUGAGGAGACCAACCGCACCCUCCGAGACCUGCUGAGGGAGCAGCACUGCAAAGAGGAUUCCGAAAGACUAAUGGAGCAACAAGGAGCACUGCUGAAGCGGCUGGCGGAGGCCGACUCCGAGAAAGCGCGCCUGCUGUUAAUGCUGCAAGACAAGGACAAGGAGGUGGAAGAGCUCCUGCAGGAGAUACAGUGUGAGAAGGCUCAAGCAAAGACAGCGUCUGAGCUUUCCAAGUCCAUGGAGUCCAUGCGUGGGCAUUUGCAGGCGCAGCUUCGGUGCAAGGAGGCCGAGAACAGCCGCCUGUGCAUGCAGAUCAAGAACCUGGAACGAAGUGGGAACCAGCACAAGGCAGAAGUGGAAGCCAUCAUGGAGCAGCUGAAGGAGCUGAAGCAGAAGGGAGACCGCGACAAGGAAGCCCUGAAGAAGGCCAUCCGGGCCCAGAAGGAGCGGGCCGAGAAGAGCGAGGAAUACGCCGAGCAGCUGCACGUGCAACUCGCCGACAAGGAUCUUUAUGUUGCUGAAGCUUUAUCUACUCUGGAGUCGUGGAGGAGCCGCUACAACCAGGUGGUGAAAGACAAGGGAGACCUCGAGCUGGAAAUUAUUGUCCUGAACGACCGGGUGACAGAUCUUGUAAACCAACAACAAACCUUGGAGGAGAAGAUGCGGGAAGACCGGGACAGCUUGGUGGAGAGACUACACCGUCAGACGGCCGAGUAUUCCGCAUUCAAGCUGGAGAACGAGAGGCUGAAGGCUAGCUUUGCCCCAAUGGAGGACAAGCUCAACCAGGCACACAUCGAGGUCCAGCAGCUGAAGGCAUCGGUGAAGAACUACGAGGGGAUGAUUGACAACUAUAAGAGUCAGGUGAUGAAGACGAGGUUGGAGGCCGACGAGGUGGCUGCCCAGUUAGAGCGCUGUGACAAAGAGAACAAGAUCCUGAAAGACGAGAUGAACAAGGAGAUCGAGGCGGCUCGGCGGCAGUUCCAGUCCCAGCUGGCUGACCUUCAGCAACUGCCUGACAUCCUCAAGAUCACGGAGGCUAAGCUGGCCGAGUGCCAAGACCAGCUGCAGGGCUAUGAGAGGAAGAACAUUGACCUCACAGCCAUCAUAUCAGACCUGCGCAGCCGGGUAAGGGACUGGCAGAAAGGGUCCCACGAACUGGCCCGAGCAGGGGCCCGCUUACCAAGAUGAGCUGCACGCCCCCAGGGAGGACCACUUCCUUUUCCUUGGCUGCUGCUUUCUGAAAGAAGUGAGCUAUCAUCAGUGCUGUGAAAUAAAGUCUGGUGUGCCAAA
Messenger RNA from Oryctolagus cuniculus (rabbit), 1884 nucleotides. It is a transcript of the gene ODF2, whose product is annotated as outer dense fiber of sperm tails 2. The record is from RefSeq and is marked provisional. Gene Ontology annotation, cellular component: centrosome. Gene Ontology annotation, biological process: regulation of cilium assembly. Lineage: Eukaryota; Metazoa; Chordata; Mammalia; Lagomorpha; Leporidae. Gene Ontology annotation, molecular function: phosphatase activity.